AAAGAUUGUUAGAAAGUUGCAAUUGGCAAAUUUUGUUGUCAUACUAAAAUUUUGUUGUCAUACUAAAAGAAAAAAUGCCAUACUAUGUCCGUCCUUGCCUCCCUCCACCGGAGAACAUAAAAUUUUCUGGUUGUGUAAUAUUCGGACUCGAUACCGAGAAGACCAAUGAAAUCUUCAACAAAAUUUUCAUGGAAAACUACUCGGAGCAAGCGUUGAAAGAAUUCAAGUCGAAUCCAAGGCUACGAGUGAAUGUGAUGAAAACCAUCAUCGCAUCUUUCAAUUGUCAAAUCCAUCAUGAGAUCAUUAAGGAGAAAAUAGGUUUCGCGAUAUGGAUGAUCGGUGAAUAUUCAUUAUCGUUUUCAGAUAUCGAAAAUGGAUUAUCUGUUAUCAAACGAAGCAUUGGAGAACUGCCUCUCCCUAAUUCUUCUAAGGAUGACCACGAUGUUCAAACAUGUCAUUGGUUUGAAGAGUGUCGUCGAAGGCUACUCAUCGAUGGAGAUGCGAAACUCCGAACUCAAAUAGCUAUCGCACUAACCAAACUAAUCGAUAAACAAAAAGUCUUUAUUCAUGAUAUUUCUGCAGGAAAACUCAGACAAGAACGAGCAGAAGCUGUUAGGUUAAUAGCAUCGUUGCAGUUGCUGCCUAAACCCAUUAAUUUGGGACGUGCGACUAUUGCUUUUUACAGCGGAGAAAUCAGGAGAUGCAUGAGAUCUAUAUGCCAUCAAGAUAUAGAGCUUAAGCAGUUAUGCGUAAAUGCGAGUGGUGAGAAUUUGGUUAGCUUGCUUUCCAAGAAACUGCAAGAACAAAGAGAUACGUGUGACCAAGCGUUGUAUCAGUUGGAAGCAAUCUUUUUCGGGUCCAAGAACGAUGGUUGUGCAUAAGGAGGCAGGCAAUAUAUGAAUGUGAUUUUGUAAGUCCAUACUAGGGGCGCCAAUCGCGCCAAUGUGUUAUUUAAAAUUGUCUAUCUUAUGUGUUAUGCAACAUUUGGUUUGAAGCUUGCGAUAUUAAUUAUUCGAUUUCAUUUUCUUUAUGGUCACAUAAGCGAUUAAUAUUUUAUAUAUGUUAUUUACGCA
This is a messenger RNA of Arabidopsis lyrata subsp. lyrata, 1073 nucleotides long. RefSeq names its product coatomer subunit beta-2. Lineage: Eukaryota; Viridiplantae; Streptophyta; Magnoliopsida; Brassicales; Brassicaceae. Gene Ontology annotation, biological process: intracellular protein transport; intra-Golgi vesicle-mediated transport; endoplasmic reticulum to Golgi vesicle-mediated transport. The record is from RefSeq and is a predicted model, not a curated record. The transcript is spliced from 2 exons. Gene Ontology annotation, cellular component: COPI vesicle coat; cytoplasm. Bases 75 to 881 code for a protein of 268 amino acids.